Messenger RNA from Perca fluviatilis (European perch), 2159 nucleotides. RefSeq names its product zinc finger protein 436-like. Gene Ontology annotation, biological process: regulation of transcription by RNA polymerase II. Gene Ontology annotation, cellular component: nucleus. Lineage: Eukaryota; Metazoa; Chordata; Actinopteri; Perciformes; Percidae. Gene Ontology annotation, molecular function: DNA-binding transcription factor activity, RNA polymerase II-specific; RNA polymerase II transcription regulatory region sequence-specific DNA binding. The record is from RefSeq and is a predicted model, not a curated record. Bases 72 to 1730 code for a protein of 552 amino acids. The transcript is spliced from 6 exons.
ACUUCCUUCAUCUGCAUUCGCGGCUCUAGCUGUCUGUUUGCUACGCUAUUUGGCUGCAUGAAUUCCUAAAUAUGUCUGAUUUUAACACUUUUAAAAAUGAAUUCACACUCAUUGUGAACAACCUGGCCAAGGCGGUGAUCGCGGAGGCUGACAAAGUCUCGUUGAAUCCACAAAAUCCCGAAACAGAGGAAAACCUCAGGGUUUUGGUGGAGCAGUUGUGUGUCGAAGCUGUUGAUAAAAUCCUGAAGAUGGUUGAGCUGGCUGCUGGGAAGCUCAAAGAGACUCCAAGUGAUCGUAAGGAUCUACCGAGAGACCGGAAGGAUCCACCAGAGUCAGAUGAGAGCCGCGAAUGUUUAACGAAGACAACAGAAGGUGGAGGUGAGCGCCCCCCCACAGAGCAGACCUACAUCCUGGUUUGCAGGAGCGCUGCUGUCAACUCAAAGUGUCUGCUGCUGUCUCCGCAGAGCGAUGCUAACGGUGGAAAUAAAACCGUCUCCAUGGACGAAUCGGGGGACAGCGAGCGCUCCGCGGCCUCCUCGCCUCCCCCGCAGGCUGAUGUCCCGGACCACGAGUACGCUCGGCCGUCCUCUCGGCCGCCCGGCGCCGCGUCAUCGCUGAGGGGCGGGGCCUCCGCAGCACGCAGCAGGAAACGGCGGCGUAGGGACGAAGAGACGACAGACGGCUACCGGCAGUGUUCGCGGUGCGAGAAGCUGUUUCCAAACGCAGAGCGACUCUCUGACCACGAGAGGAAGUCUCACCCCGUGUGCUCGGUCUGCGGGGCGGCUUUCACGGGCCACCUGAGCCUGCGAGAACACGUGACGACAGAGCACGGCCUGCUGCCGUACGGCUGCAGCUUCUGCCCCAAGAGGUUCAACCACAACGCUCACCGCAACCUGCACGUGAAGACGCGGCACACCGGGGAGAAAAGCUGCCGCUGCGACCUCUGCGGGAAGGCGUACUCGUCCGUCAGCCUGAUGAAGACGCACAGGCUGACGCACGCCGAGAAGACGUUCAUCUGCGACGUCUGCGGGAAGAGAUUCUUCCACGCCGGCCACCUGACGCGCCACAAAGCGGCGCACCAGGAACUGCGGCCGCACCGCUGCGACGUCUGCGGGAAGGGCUUCACGCAGGCCGCCAACCUGCUGCGUCACCAGCUGGUGCACGGGGACGUCCGGCCGUACCGGUGCACGCUCUGCGGGAAGGGCUUCACGCAGGCCGCCAACCUGUGCACGCACCAGGCUUCGCACAACGGAGAGAGGCAGCUCUGCUCCAUCUGCGGGAAGAGCUUCCGCUUCCUGAAGAACCACGUCAUCUGCAAACACUCUCAGGAUCUCCCCGCCGGCGAGCUGCCGGACGGAGACGCCAUCAUAACCUGCGAGCUUUGCGGCAAGAAGUUCCCCCACCUGUCGCAGUUCAGAGUGCACCAGCGCAGCCACACGGGGGAGAAACCGUUCGGCUGCGCCGCGUGCGGGAAGACUUACGCCAUGAAGCAGCAGCUGAGGGACCACAUGUACACGCACAGCGGCGAGAAGCCGUUCCGCUGCUCGCUCUGCGGCAAAAGCUUCCACCUGCGCGCCAGCUUCAGCCGCCACCGCAGCAUCCACAGCGGAGAGACGCCGUUCGGCUGCUCGCUCUGCGGGAAGCACUUUCGCCUGCAGUCCUUCCUGAAGGCUCACCUGCAGACCAAAGCUCACCUGAAGCAGACGCAGAGCGCCACCGCUCACCUCUGACCUCUGACCUGGGACGAUAUGCCUUUCCGAAGCUUCAUUUGACAAUCGCUACUAACUGACAUCAGUUAUAUUACAUGUUUCAGUAACAUAUCAAGCUAACAAUGAGGAAACUUAAAAAGUUGAAAUGUAUUCAUUUUAAUUUAUUCAUCUCUGCUCAGCAUCUCAAAAUAAUCAGUUAUAAUCUUAAAAUAUUGACUUGCAUCAAAACUACACAGACAUUAAACACUAAAACAAUCACAACAAUUUAAAUGGAUUGACAAAACAGAACAACAAUGUUUCAUCUAAACAUCCACAUGUAUAAACCUCAGUAUGAAACCGGCAGCUUAACUUGAAAAUACGGAAGCAAGUAAACAUUCUUAUAAGAGACUUAAGUGGUCAAUUCUUCUCAAGUGCUUAUUUAUUUAUUUAUUAUUAUUUUUUUUAAACGCG